AUGGAUAUGGGGAACCAGCACCCUGCCAUCAGCCGGCUUCAGGAAAUCCAGAAAGAGGUGAAGGCCCUAGAGCCGCAGGUGACCUGCUUCAGCGGCCUCCCGGAUGACAAGGGCUACAAGAGGCUGGAGCGCAUCCUCACCAAGCAGCUCUUUGAGAUUGACUCCGUGGACACUGAGGGGAGGGGCGAUGUCCAGCAGGCCAGGAAGCGGGCGGCCCAAGAGACCGAGCGUCUCCUCAAGGAGCUGGAGCAGAACGCACACCACCCGCGCCGCCUAGAGAUCCAGGCCAUCUUCAAGGAGGCGCAGACCCUGGUGGAGGCCAACCUCGUGCCUUUCCACAGCGGCGGCAGCGCCGUCACCCAGGAGUUCGAGGAAGCCAUCCAGGAUAUCAUCCUGCGGCUGACCCACGUCAAGACCGGCGGGAAGGUGUCCCUGCGCAAAGCCCGCUACCACACCUUGACCAGGAUCUGUGCGGUCCAGGAGGUCAUUGAAGACUGCAUGAAGCAGCAGCCGUCCCUGCCGCUGUCUGAGGACACGCAUCCCUCUGUGGCCAAGAUCAACGCCGUGAUGUGCGAGGUGAACAAGGCCAGGGGCACCCUCAUCGCUCUCCUCAUGGGCGUGAGCUGCAGUGAGACCUGCCGGCACCUGUCCUGCGUGCUCUCAGGCAUGCUGGCCGACCUAGACGCCCUGGACGUGUGUGGUCGCACGGAGAUCCGCAACUACCGCCGGGAGGUGGUGGAGGACAUCAACAAGCUCCUCAAGUACCUGGACCUGGAGGAGGAGGCGGACACCACGCACGCCUUCGACCUGGGUCAGAACCACUCCAUCCUGCAGAUCGAGAAGGUCCUCAGGCGAAUGAAAGUGGUCAAGACUGAGCUCCUGCAGGCGCCCAACCCCCCGGAGCUCUACCUGAGCUGCAAGACAGAGCUGCAGGGCCUGAUUGGGCAGCUGGACGAGGUGAGCGUGGAGAAGAACCCCUGCAUCCGGGAGGCCCGGCGCAGGGCCGUCAUCGAGGUGCAGACGCUCAUGACCUUCAUCGACCUGAAGGAGGCCCUGGAGAAGCGGAAGCAGCUGGCCUGCAAGGAGCACCCGUCCCACCGGGCCGUGUGGCGGGUGCUGGGCCACCUGGCCGAGAUCCAGGGCGAGGUGCUGUCCUUCGACGGCAAGCGCUCAGAUAAGAACUACAUCCGCCUGGAGGAGCUGCUCACCAAGCAGCUGCUGGCCCUGGACGCGGUGGACGCGCAGGGCGAGGAACGCUGCAAGGCCGCCCGCAAGCAGGCCGUGAAGCUGGCCCAGAACAUCCUCAGCUACCUGGACCUCAAGUCGGACGAGUGGGAGUACUAA
Molecule: messenger RNA, 1344 nt
Organism: Elephantulus edwardii (Cape elephant shrew)
Lineage: Eukaryota; Metazoa; Chordata; Mammalia; Macroscelidea; Macroscelididae
Gene: BAG5
Product: BCL2-associated athanogene 5
Exons: 1
Coding region: 1-1344 (447 amino acids)
Biological process (GO): negative regulation of protein ubiquitination; protein stabilization; regulation of inclusion body assembly
Cellular component (GO): cytoplasm; nucleus; cytosol
Molecular function (GO): protein-folding chaperone binding; adenyl-nucleotide exchange factor activity
Source: RefSeq, a predicted model, not a curated record